Molecule: messenger RNA, 522 nt
Organism: Microthlaspi erraticum
Lineage: Eukaryota; Viridiplantae; Streptophyta; Magnoliopsida; Brassicales; Brassicaceae
Source: the annotation of a GenBank genome assembly
AUGGCGUCAAGAACAAUGGACGCAUCUAUUCUCAUGAUCUUCGCGGCGGUCGCAUUAAUGUCUGGUGAGAGAGCAAUGGCAGUGGACUGCUCGUCGUUGAUACUAAACAUGGCAGAUUGUUUGUCGUUCGUGACAAGCGGGAGUACGGUGAAGAUACCGGAAGGGACAUGUUGCUCAGGGCUCAAGACUGUGGUUAGGUCAGGACCUGAAUGUAUCUGUGAGGGUUUCAAGAACAGUGCUGCUCUUGGUGUUACUCUUGAUCUUACCAAAGCUGCUUCUCUUCCUUCUGUUUGUAAAGUUGCUGCUCCCCCAUCUGCUCGUUGUGGCCUCUCUGUCCCUGCAUAUUCUCCUGCUUCCUCCCCUGGUUUAUCUCCCACGGCCGGAGCAGGUGCACCAGAGUUAUCCUCUGGAGCAAGCACGACGGCAACUCCUGUUCCAGCCCCAAGGAGUUCCGAUGCGUCCUUGCUCUCUGUGUCUUUAGCAUCUGCCCUCUUCAUGACCCUUAUCUCUUCUUUCUAUUGA